AUGGUGGCGCCGCCCGAAGGAUCGAGGGCGCUGCAGCUGAACCCGAAGGCCAAGCCCACGACGACCAAGAUGAAGCAGGUGAUCGGGCAGGUGCUGGCGGAGAAGCUGGACAACGCCAGCUACCAGUCGGAUCGGGCGGCGGCGCUGACCAAGGAGAUCGCGGACGCCGUCAAGAUGCGGCUGAAAGAGUGCAAUUUCCCUCGCUUCAAGUACGUGGUGCAAGUCGUCAUUGGCGAGCAGCGCGGAGAGGGCGUGAGAAUGGGGUGUCGGUGCUUCUGGGAUGCCGAGACGGACUGCUACGCGUCCGAAACCUUUUCAAACGACAGUUUGUUCUGCGUGACUACAGCUUACAGCGUUUACCUCUACUAG
Molecule: messenger RNA, 369 nt
Organism: Phytophthora sojae
Lineage: Eukaryota; Oomycota; Peronosporomycetes; Peronosporales; Peronosporaceae
Exons: 4
Coding region: 1-369 (122 amino acids)
Biological process (GO): microtubule-based movement
Cellular component (GO): cytoplasmic dynein complex; cytoplasm
Molecular function (GO): dynein intermediate chain binding
Source: RefSeq, a predicted model, not a curated record